Molecule: messenger RNA, 4810 nt
Organism: Entelurus aequoreus (snake pipefish)
Lineage: Eukaryota; Metazoa; Chordata; Actinopteri; Syngnathiformes; Syngnathidae
Product: glypican-6-like
Exons: 10
Coding region: 231-1922 (563 amino acids)
Biological process (GO): cell migration; regulation of signal transduction; regulation of protein localization to membrane
Cellular component (GO): plasma membrane; synapse; extracellular region
Source: RefSeq, a predicted model, not a curated record
CAGAGAACAGCAGGGACUAUAAAGGCACUCUUCUCCGGAUCCAUGCAGCACCUCAUGCGGUGCAUGGGGGGGCUCUUAAUGAAUCACCCUCUGCUUUUGGUCCUCCUCUGGGAAAUGUGCAGCCCGGCACUGAUUGAGUAAAAGGUCCAAGUCGUCAAGUGCAGGUGGAUCCCCUUGCACGGGUGUUGUUGAUUUUUUUAAACACUGCAGGAUAUUCUUCCAAGUCCACCAUGCUCAGACUGGAGACUCUGGUUUGCACUUUUUCCGCGCUGUGCAUCGCAGCCAAAGCAGAAUUGAAAGCGAGGAAUUGCAGCGAAGUGAGGGAGGUUUGUGCAGCCAAGGGCUUCAGCUUCGUGCAUGUUCCCCUGCAGGAGAUCUCAGGUGAACAUCUUCGAGUGUGUCCGCAGGGAAAUACGUGUUGCACCCAAGAAAUGGAGGACGCCUUUGGCCAGCGGAGUAAACAAGAGUUUGGCGAUCUGGUUGAAGAGAUAAGUCAUGACUUGAGAAGCGUCUUUGUCUCCAGGCAUCAGAAGUUUGAUGAAUUCUUCCUGGAGCUUCUGGACAACACAGAGAGGUCCUUAAACGAGAUGUUUGUAAGGACUUACGGCAAGCCUUACAUGCAGAAUGCAGAGGUUUUCGAGAACCUUUUCGCCGAGCUGAAACGCUACUACACGGGAGGGAACGUCAACCUGGAGGAAAUGCUCAAUGACUUUUGGUCUCGCCUGCUGGAGCGCAUGUUCACCUUGCUCAAUUCCCAGUACGUCAUCACCGAGGACUACCUGGAGUGUAUCAGCAAGUACACUGACCAGCUCAAGCCCUUUGGAGAUGUACCCCGUAAGCUGAAGGCUCAGGUCACAAGGGCGUUCAUCGCUGCCCGCACUUUUGUCCAAGGACUCUCUGUUGGCCGGGAGGUGGCUCAGAGAGUAUCUAAGGUGAGCAGCACUCCGGCGUGCAUGCGAGCGAUGACAAAGAUGUCGUAUUGCCACUUGUGUCAAGGCAUGCCGGCCAUUAAGCCCUGCAAGAACUACUGCCUCAAUGUAAUGAAGGGCUGCCUGGCCAAUCAAGCCGAUCUGGACUCCGAGUGGAACCAUUACAUCGAUGCCAUGUUGCUGGUGGCUCAGAGACUGGAAGGACCUUUCAACAUAGAAUCUGUCAUGGACCCAAUUGAUGUGAAGAUCUCAGAGGCCAUCAUGAACAUGCAAGAUAACAGCGCCCAGGUCUCCUACAAGGUUUUUCAAGGUUGUGGCCAGCCAAAACCCUCAGGAAUGAGUAGGUCUACCCGUGGCGUACCGGAUGUGUUCAACGCCCGCUUCAGGCCGUACAACCCGGAUGAGCGUCCAACCACGGCAGCUGGCACAAGCCUAGACAGACUGAGGAUUAUUUGGACUACGAUGCAACACAGUGUGGUUGAUAUUAAAGGUAAACUGAAGCAGUCAAAGAAGUUUUGGUCCAGUCUGCCUGAGGAGAUGUGUGCCGAGACCAGACUGACUGCAGGGAAUGUCACUGAUGACCACUGCUGGAAUGGACACACCAAGGGGAGGUAUUUCCCCGAUGUGGUAACGGAUGGCCUGACCAACCAGGUGAAUAACCCAGAGGUCACUGUCGACAUCACCCGUCCAGACACGUUCAUCCGUCAGCAGAUCAUGGCUCUUAGGGUGAUGACCAACAAGCUGAAGAACGCCUACAACGGGAACGACAUCUAUUUCCAGGACUCAAGCGACGAGGGCAGCGGUUCAGGCAGCGGCAGCGGCUGCACAGAGGCCUGCCCCACAGACGCGGAUGUUCCCGCUUCCGAGGCCCCUCUUGUGGAAGCAGACCGGAGCGAGCCGAUGGGCGGCGCCUCUUCUCUCUGCGUGCCCCAUCUAGGCCUUCUAACUACUCUGGCCCUCUCAGCCUCGGCCCUCCACAUGCACUGGAGAUAAUGCUGGGACGAAAAACGGGCGAAGACAUAUCAGACUGUACUCUGUCUGCAGGUGUGUAUGCUCGAGGGGGGGAAAAAAAAGAGCAGUCAUGCAUUGAUAUUCCCACUUUCCCAAAGAAUGCACAGUGCCAUCCGUAGACUUUCACGGCAUCAACGCUGAUGCCGAUUCCACAAACUCUGCUGCAGAGAUUAAAACUAUUUUAUAAAUAUAUAAAAUACUCUUUGCACAUAUGACAGACAGUAUUGUCUGUCUCUGUGUAAAAAAAAAUAUAGCACGCACUUUCAUGGUUUUCUAUAUUUGUGUUAGAGGAGGCAUUUAACUGUCAAAGCAUUUCAGAUGUUAUUGAUAAAUAAAGGUGGCACCAAAUGUUAUAUUACAUUUGAAACACAAUGGAUUGGAAUGAAAAUAGUCAAGGGUGCAGAAGUGAGUGUUUCCCUCACAUUUCAGCAGCCAUGUUUCAUUACAGUGUAUAUCAGGGGUGUCAAACUCACUUUCAUCAUGGGCCUCAUCACGGUUAGACGUGUCCUCAAAGGGCCGUUUGCAACUGCAAAACAUACAGUAUAUACACUAUAUCGCCAAAAGUAUUUGGCCACCUUCCUUGAGUCACAUAUGAACUUGAAGUGCCAUCCCAUUCCUAACCCAUAGGGUUCAAUAUGAUGUCGGUCCACCUUUUGCAGCUAUUACAGCUUCAACUCUUCUGGGAAGGCUGUCCACAAGGUUGCGGAGUGUGUUUAUAGGAAUGUUCGACCAUUCUCCCGAAAGCGCAUUGGUGAGGCCACACACUGAUGUUGGUCGAGAAGGCCUGGCUCUCAGUCUUCUAAUUCAUCCCAAAAAUGUUCUAUCGGGUUCAGGUCAGGACUCUGUGCAGGCCAGUCAAGUGCAUCCACACCAGACUCUGUCAUCCAUGUCUUUAUGGACCUCGCUUUGUGCACUGGUGCACAGUCAUGUUGGAAGAGGAAGGGGCCCGCUCCAAACUAUUCCCACAAAGUUGGGAGCACGGAAUUGUCCAACAAUUUUUGGUAUCCUGGAGCAUUCAAAGUUCCUUUCACUGGAACUAAGGGGCCAAGCCCAACUCCUGAAAAACAACCCCACACCAUAAUUCCUCCGCUGACCCCUCUCUGUCAGUUUACGUGGCCUACUACUUGGUGGCUGAGUUGCUGUUGUUCCCAAACUCUUCCAUUUUCUUAAAAUAAAGACAGUUGAUUUUGGAGUAUUUAGGAGUGAGGAAAUUUCAAGACUGGAUUUGUUGCACAGGUGGCAUCCUAUGACAGUUCCACGCUGGAAAUCACUGAGCUCCUGAGAGCGGCCCAUUCUUUCACAAAUGUUUGUAGAAACAGUCUCCAUGGCUAAGUCUACCCCAGGGAAGCUGUGGCUAUGAAAGUAGCUUACCACCACCAGUUGUGAAUGAAUGAUGGGUUCUACAUGUAAAGUGACUUUGGGUACUUAGAAAAGCGCUAUAUAAAUCCCAGGUAUUAUUAUUAUUAUUAUUAAGUGCUUGUAUUUAUACACCUGUGGCCGGGCCAAGUGAUUAGGACACCUGAUUCUGAUCAUUUGGAUGGGUGGCCAAAUACUUUUGGCAAUAUGGUGUAUUAUGCGUAUAAUUGUCUCGUUAUAUUUACAAUUGACCCUGUAUUUGAUUGUCAUUGUUUACCAACAAACUAAUGGAAAACAACACAAGUCAACCUGAUCUAUUGUAGAAUUUCAAAAAAGUCUUACAAUGUCCAACACAAUUUGAACGACCUGUUGCAUAAAAUAACGGAACAAUAUCCCGCUAAGAAUAACUGCAUCUGCAUGCAGUGCAUUUUUUAUAUGUCAAAAUUGAAAUUUCAUUUAGCAAAAUUUUUGUUUUUUAUUUCCAAGCUUUCACAGGCCACAUAAAAUGAUGUCCCCCCCCCCCCCCCCCCCCGGCCUUGAGUUUGACCCCUAUGGUGUAUUUUCUCAAUACUAAAGUAAUAGAAUUGGAUGUACCCUAGCAUAGUUUGUGUACAUGUUUGACACCCCUGAUCUAAUCCCUUCAAACCAAGCCAGUUGUGUCUCCCCCUACUUCUGAAGUUCAAAUCCUGUCCCUGCUGAUGGUAAAAUGCCAUGUUGCUGUGUGAAAGUGCACACAAAGUUUAAUCGAUAUCCCACGUUGUUGCAUUUCUGUAUAAAAGGUACUCUUUUUUUAAAAAUUUUUUAUCACGCAUCAGAUGCAGUGGGAAAGACGUGUUUGAUGUUGACAAUAGUCUCAUGAAAACACUGAUUGUAGGUUUGAAUUGUUCCCAGCAACAUCCACAAAAAGGCAGUCCCUGAAAUGUAGUACUUUCUACAUCCCAGAGUGUGCCAUUUCUAUAGAAGUAGCAGCACUAUAAUGCAGAAUGUGAGGGGAUUGUUAAGAGUGGAAGUUUCAAAAAUGCAAAGAAAAGGGUCUUGUCUGGGAAGCCUGAAUGCUGCUGCGGGCUGGAAGGCGGGCUGCAAGGCGACCACAGUCACCUGUGAAAUGAGAAUCCGUGGAGAGUGGAGAGCCGACAGGCCUGAAUGCAUCUUGUCAGCAGAACGUGUGUUUGUGCACACAACCCCUGAGAGCUAGCAUUAGCUUGUCUUCAUCCCAUAAACAUGUACAGUGCCAACAUAUAUUAAAAAAAAAAAAAUCUUUAAAUGAUGACUUCACACAGAAUGCUCUUUUCAAAGCCUUUAAUGGGUCAUAUUUUUCCAGCGAAAUGUUGCAAAAAGAAACUGAAAAAAAAGGAAAGAAAUGCUUUAGGUCAACUUUUUUUUUUCCAAGUUGUUGUUUUAUGACGUUACAUUGAAAUGAAGAUGAGCAAAUCUGCCUUACUAGUCAAUGCAAUUAAAGGUGAUUGCAUCCAGUGUUUUUUUUUGUACUGUUCUGGAGAAUAAACAUUUGUUAA